This is a messenger RNA of Pelecanus crispus (Dalmatian pelican), 5953 nucleotides long. The record is from RefSeq and is a predicted model, not a curated record. NCBI's taxonomy places the organism in Eukaryota, Metazoa, Chordata, Aves, Pelecaniformes, Pelecanidae.
AUGAGCAUAUGUCGAUGGUGCACGCCUAGUGGUUCUGACACCACUGAGUUCCUGAAGAGCUAUGCUUCUAAACGGUUGUCCCCGGAAGAUCUUGAAGGACCCAAUGAUGAUCUCUGUUACUGCCUGGAGUGUGUGGUUGAAUACCACAAAGCAAGGGAAAAAUUGCCAAAGUUGCAUGAGAUCUUGUGGGAGUUGGAAACCUCCCGUCUUGUUGCCCACGUUGAGAAAUCCGUGCAAGAAGACGCUGUAGAAGAUGAUGAGUUGUUUAUAGUGGACGAGAACGGAGAGACACAGCUGUCUGGUUAUGUGGGCCUGGAUUUUGAGAACAACCUGCGAGUGCCCCUUCUAGAAGUACUGAAAUAUCCAUAUCUGCUGCUGCACGAGAAAGUCAGUGAGCUGUGUGUAGAAGUGCUCUGUAGAAUGGAACAAAGUCACAACUCCUUUCAGGUCUUUGAGAAAUAUCCAGGAAUUUAUCUCUUUUUGGUACACCCAAAUGAAGUGAUUCGUCGAUGGGCCAUCCUAACAGCAAGGAAUUUAGGGAAGGUUGACAGGGAUGAUUACUAUGACUUACAGGAAGUGCUGACUUGCUUGUUCAAAGUUAUUGAGUUGGGGCUUUUUGAGAGUCCAGAUAUUUACAGCUCUUCAAGGAUUGAAAAGGGUAAACUCAUCCUUCUGCCAUCUCAUUUAUACGAUACUGCCAACUACAAGAACUAUUGGCUAGGGAUUUGUAUGUUGCUAACAGUGCUGGAAGAGCAAGCUAUGGACUCCUUGUUACUGGGCCCAGACAAACAAAAUGAUUUCAUGCAGUCUAUACUUCACGCCAUGGAGAAAGAUGGAGCUGAUGAUUCUACUGACCCCUUCUGGCCAGCGCUGCAUUGUUUCAUGGUUAUUUUGGAUCAGCUCGGAUCUAAAGUAUGGGGUCAGCUUAUUGAUCCUGUCCAAGCCUUUCAAACCAUUAUCAACAGUGUGAGCUACAACAAUGAAAUAAAGAAUAUACGCAGUAGCUUUAAGAGGACAAAAUCUGAACUGGAGUCAGACUACAAUGAUGACAUGGUUACUUGCAGUCAGAUUGUGUAUAAUUAUAACACAGAAAAGCCUCAAAAGGAUACUGGAUGGAAGACUGCCAUUUGUCCAGACUACUGCCCCAACAUGUAUGAAGAUAUGCAAACACUGGCUAAUGUGCUUCAGUCUGACAUUGGCAGAGAUAUGCGUGUCCAUCACAGCACAUUUCUGUGGUUCAUCCCUUUUGUUCAGUCACUUAUGGAUCUCAAGGACUUGGGUGUAGCAUAUAUAGUAGAGGUCAUUCACUACCUCUGCUCGGAAAUCAAAGAUAUUGACAAUGAAAGAAUCCAGCAGUGUGACAAAGUCUCUGAAUUUUUUCUCAUGAUCUUGGUGUCCAUUAUUGAACUACACAGAAAUAAAAAGUGCCUGCAUUUGCUAUGGAUUAGCUCCCAAGAAUGGGUGGAAGCAGUGGUGAGAUGUGCUAAGCUUCCCACUAUAACAUCUGCACGGUGCACUGAAAAGGCAUCCGGACACUGUGUUAGAGGUUCAUCAGCCGUAUCUUUACAAGUGUCUAACUCUGUGCAGCACGCCUGUGUGCAGUUGAUACGUAGCCUUCUUAAAGAAGGCUAUCAAUUUGGGCAGCAUGCUCUUUGCAAGAAAUACCUCGACAAACUCAAUCUUUUUCUGCGAGGAAAUCUAUCUUUAGGUUGGCAGCUGAACGUCCAGGAAACCCAGGAAUUACAAUUGUGUUUAAGGCAAGUUAUAAGAAGUAUAAAGGGCAGAGCAUUGAAUACCCCUGUGCCUGUAGGGAACAGUGCAAACUCUACAACUUUGCCUACUGUUUCUAUAAAGCAAGAGAAGAGUGCGCGUGGCAGAGAUGACCUUUGUUCACCAUUUGCUGUCAUAUCGAAGGAAGGUGGAGAUGAAGAUUAUCAAGAGAACCCUUUCGCUAGAAGAAAGAGUGCCUGGGAAGAGGAAUGUAGAGAUGCAUCUAAAGGUUCAACAUCUUGGACAUCCACAGAAGGCCUCUUGAUGAAUGUUAAAAAGGAACUUAAUGACUCAACAACUCAGGAAUAUGUCAGCCCACAGAACUCUUUGGCAACAGAAGUAUGUGGGAACGUUGAGGAAAAUAGGAGCAGUGAUCUUGUGGCAGGGAAAUGCAAUAUGGAUAAUCAGUGCUUUAAUCUAAAUGCCCAAUCUUCGGAUUUCAGAAGAGGCGGAGAGCUGGAAAACAAAUGUGAAGCAGGACCCGUAACACCAAUGAAUCUGGCUGCUCAAACUCGUAUUGGUUCUCCAGAACAUGUUGACAGCUCAGAUGUAAAGGAAAGAAAUUUGUCUCCCAGUUUCUCUUCAAAGUUUAAAGUAGAUAUGCAUAGAGUCACAAAUUUGAAAAACAUGGUACAGAAAAUUGAAUGGCCCUCAAAACUGUCACAGCCAGUGAAGCCACGCGACUUGAGAAACUGCAUUUUGGCAGCAAGUGCUUCAAAAGCAGAGGUAGGACAACCUAAAUUUUGUGCUGGCUCUCUGGGUACAAGCAAAGAUUGUAAUAAACAUCAGGGAGCAAAUACUGUGUGUGAAAAUGAAAUCUCUGUUGAUACUCCAUCUUCAAGGAGUUGCGAAAGUACACAGGAGAAAAGUGUCAGCAGUGCUUUUCAAUCUAGACUGGUCCCCACUAAACAGGUGUCAAAAGAAACACCACUAGAUUGCUCUAGCUCCUCUAAAAAUGAACCUGGUAUGCAGGAAAAUGAAGAUGACAGUAUUUUGCUUUCAGGGAUUAGUGACACCUUACUGAAAAAAGUACCCACUGGAGAAAAAUCAAGUUCAUUGUUGAAGUCUGUGUUUAAGACAGAUGCUGACAUGCAAACUUCAGACCGGGAACAGCCUAAUUUGAAUGACUUGGUUAAAAAUGACUGUAAAGGUCAAAUUUCAAAGACAUUGUGUAUGGAUGAAACUUCAGCAAAUGGUCAUGUUCCAUCUAGCUCUGAAAACAAGAGGGAUACAUCCAACCCUGCUUCUCAGGUCAGGCCACUGUCAGUGAAGGGUGAAUCAAGUGACAGGUUGUUAAAAUUUUCAGAAUAUUUCAAGAGAGAAAAUUCAGUGGGGAAGAAAGAGGAGGAUUUUGUGAAGAUGGCUUCUGAAGAUAAUACUUUAACAGACUCCCAGGUUGAUAGAGAACUUGGUAAAUUGUCUUUAGCUGCAUAUGCCAAAAGUGUCAAUUUUCCCUUUGAUUCAAGCCAAGAAAGCUCGGUACAUCAUAAUAUAUGUGAUAUUAAAAGGAAAGUGAAAGGUGCUGUAAGAUCCUCUAAUGAUGGCCAAAGUACCAAGUCUCCCUGUGAUGCAGAUUGCCUUGAUCAGAAAGUCAUUGUAAUUUCAGACUCUUCUGAUGAAGAAGAAAUUGCGGCUGACAAGGAGGAAACAAAAAAAAUGAAUGAAAAUGCGUGUCCUGAAAAGCAGCCUUCAACUUCAAGCUGCAUUUCUGUUAGUGAUGUCAAAAUAGAACCAGAGGUGCCAAGCUCUCCCUUGUCACUGGAAGACUGUGAGUCUCAGUACUUUGAAUUUGAAACGCAAGUUAGUGUCUUUUCAGUUUGGCAAGAUACUCAAGCGUAUGGUAUGGAAGCAACUCAAGAGUAUAAACAAGGUCAUGUUUCAACAUCAGGUGAUAGUAGUAAUUCAGGUGGCUCACUGAAUGAUGACAUAAAUGAAUGGGGUUAUGAUGUGGAUUAUAUAGAUGCUGAUGCCAUGGAAGAAGCAAACUUGAUAGAAAAGCAGAUAGAAAAUAUUUCUCAUCAGAAAGAAGCCGAUAAUACAAAAGAAGUAACUAAUUCAACAUUGCAAGAAUCUAUUAGUAAGGGCAGUGCAAAAGAUCAACUGGAGAAUUUUGCAGACAAAGGUACUGUUGCUAAAGACUUCACCCUGGACUCAGAAUUGACCGAACCCAAAGCAUCUACAUCUGACAUCUCAUUAGCUUCAAAGCUGGCCCUUAAGAAAAAUAGUGUGAGCCCACGGAAGAAUAUAGCAAAAUCUAAGGUAGCAAGAACUAUUCAAGGAAGUCCUAAAAAAACUCCUGUUCUUAAAACAGUACAAAAUGAAAAGCUACUUCAAAGUACAUCAAAAACUUCUCAACCUGGCAGGUCAAUGCCUGCUGUUGUUCCUCCAAGGAAAGUUCGGCAGUGUCCUGCACCAGCAUCAACUGUAGAAAAACUUGGUCUGAAGAAGGCACCCCGCAAAGCGUUUGAAUUAUCCCAGCGUACUUUAGAGUAUAUAGUUCAAAUGCGCAGCCAUGGUAAAGCUGCAGGGAGAGUUGGAGUUGCAGAGAAACAGAAGACUAAACUAACUCCUCCUCAGAAUUUGUCUGUAAAACGUAAUAAAAAAUUGCUAGCCUGCCAAGACCUUCAGUUUUUAAGGCAGACAAGGCCCAAAGAAAGAGUCGGAGUGAAAAAUCUUGCAGGAAGUUCUGAGAGUAGAAACAGAAAAGUUAGCGAAGUGGAUGCAAAAUCUGUGAAACAAAAGCCUAAAAGUUCUGAACUGGCAUCUGUUGAGGGAUCUGCUGAAAAACAAAGGGAAAAAAAACAGGAGGAGACUGUUUGUCCCUCUGCCAGUGAGAGAAAAUUUGAAAGCGUCUCUGUGGAGGGGGAGACAUGGGUCUCUAAAAUGCCUAGUUCUUCAGACUCGCACAGAAAAUCAGAGGAUAACAGUAUGGUGGUUCCUCCUGUACCUAUGGAUUCAAGUCUCUCUUCUGCUGCACUUGUUGGAGAUGAUAAAGGUGAACCUUCAGGAAAAGGUUGCGUUGUCCAGCCUGAGGGUGAGAAGACAACUUUGAAAGAAAAUGAGUGUAAACAAAAUGAAAACAGUGAAGGUGGUGGUGAUGAUGAUGAUGAUGGUCUUUUUUUAACUCAGUUAGAUCCUGUGGAUAUGGAAUUAUGUUCCGAGGAGGAAAGUGUUCGAGAUACUACCGUAGCUAGUAAAAAACCAGAGGAAAUGGAUACUGCUGAAAGCCUUCAGCAGAAUGAAUCCUCGACUAUUGUGAAAUGUAAGUUCAAAGACUGUAUGGAAAAAGUGGAAAAACCAGGAGAGCACUGUAGUAAGCACUCGGCCACCAGCUCAGAAGCAGAUCACUCAUUUGCCAAACCUCUCCUGCCACCUUCUAAACCAAGACAGCCUUCCACUACCAAAAUUUUCAGCUCAGCAAGUUCUUCACGGAAUGCAGCCUUCAGCAAGGAUCUCAAAGAUGUUCAAAAGCUACGACCAGCUUCAAAAAGCAAAGUGAAUGCAGUGAAACUGGCGGUGGUCAGGCCACCAAAUGCAAAGACUGUACCAACAGGAAAUCAAAUGUGCAAGUCUCCAAGUUUCAGUAAUGUACCUCAGCCCUCUAUUUCUAAAAAUGUUCUCCAGCCACAGAAUAGACAGAACAACAAUGCUUCAAAUAUUUCCAGAAGGCCUGCCCAAGAAGCAUAUUAUUAUUCUUCCUGUCUUGGCGCUCAGCAGCGUGAUCAUAGUAUUUUUGUUAAUGAAGUCCUAAAGUGGACUUACCAAAUGUUUGCAAACUGCAGCCAGUUUGGACCUCCAGGAAAUCUCCUGCAGACUGUAGUAGCCCCUGUUCCUGUCCGAUUUCAGGGGUACAAUGACUAUUUUAAUACAUUUUUCCCCUUGAUGAUGCUAAAUGCCUUUGAAACGCUGGCACAAGAGUGGAUAGAAAACAAGAGAGGAAGAGAGAAGAGUUACUACUUCUACUUACAGAACUUCUGUGCUGACUUGAAUACAGCAGAUUUUACAGCUCAUUUUCAAGACAGCGAUUUGGCAAGGCAGCUUCAUCCAAAGGAGGAUGACUUAAUCUUUUUGGUGGCCCAAAAGGAAAGAGACACUUUUAGGGAUGAAAGUGAGAUGGAGGACCAUAUAGUGAAUCACGUUGGUCUUGUGACACGAUUUUCUCGUGUGUCUGGCUGUUUAACUA